Colletotrichum costaricense is the source of this 1179-nucleotide messenger RNA. RefSeq names its product MFP1 protein. Gene Ontology annotation, cellular component: fungal-type vacuole membrane. The record is from RefSeq and is a predicted model, not a curated record. Gene Ontology annotation, biological process: macroautophagy. NCBI's taxonomy places the organism in Eukaryota, Fungi, Ascomycota, Sordariomycetes, Glomerellales, Glomerellaceae. Bases 1 to 1179 code for a protein of 392 amino acids. The transcript has 3 exons.
AUGAAGCAGGUGGGAGCUGGUGAAAUGCGGCUCUCACUUAUAGCUCUUGCAGCGGUGCUGCUGGGCAGUGCAUCAGCCAAAUCCCUAAGCCAAGCUCUAAUCAGCCAUGGGUCGCUAUCGAUGCUUCACGAUCUCCUGAAGGACCUAGAUUUACUGGAAAGGUUCCAAACCGCUGAGAGGUCGACGUUCCUGGCAAUGACGGAUGACGCGCUCGUUGGUCUCGCCAACUGGGGUUUAAACAUGAGCACUAUCGACCCAGCACUAGCCAGUGCCAUUCUUGAGUACCACUUUCUAGAGGGAGUCUUCACGUCGUCAGAUCCUUCGUUGAAGACGGACGCCCAGCUCGCUCACUCUGUCUUGCGCCCACCAAUUUUGACAAACGUCACAGAUGGCCCGGCGGUGAAGCUCUCCAUCAUCGACGGCUCAUUAUCCGCAGAAUCUGGCAUCCAAAAGGUCAUGCCAAUCAAUGAGUCGGACAUUACCUACGACAAUGGCGUCCUACACACCAUCGAUAGCAACCUUGUUUUGCCGCAUAACCUCUCAGAAACCACCAACCUGGGCAACCUGCAUAAGUUCUGGGACCUAGUUGAAAGAUCAAAAACCAGAGAGAUUCUGGAGGCCAUGAAGGACGUGACUGUCUUUCUGCCGGAUGACAAGGCAGUACGACAGUGGAGCUCCGCGUUGGGAUCUCUUACACCGGAGCAACUGGCAACGAUAGUCGCAAAUCAUGCCAUUCCCAACCGGGUUCUUUAUCAUAGCGCCUUCUCUGCUGAAGGGAACGAGUACAAGACUUUGAGUGGGAUGAAAGUCACCGUCAGUCGUGACUCUCGUGGUAACAUCUUCGUUAAUGAAGCAAAGAUCCUCAAGGAGGAUGUGCUCAUUUUCGGUGGCGUCGCCCACAUCCUCGAUGGGGUCUUGGUUCCCUCGGGGCACAGAGCCUGCCAAUCGCUGCUCAAUGAGCUUCGGGCCUACACGGCUUUGUAUCCGUCUUCGUGGAAGGUCAUGGGGAAGACAUUUGUCGUGGCCACAGGUGCCUUCUCACUGACCGUUCUUGCAUUCCUCACGGUAAGGAAUCGAAGGAGCAAGAGACGGUUGGUUUCCUCGGCGUGGACAACAGCAAGCUGGGAGGCACACCUGCGAAGCAUCACCAGUGAAAAAUAUCAAGACGUGUACGCUUAA